AUGGAUCUGAAAGGGAUCUGUGUGCUCUCCGUCAUCCUCGUCGUAGCCCUCAGCACCUUGGCAGAAGCAAAGUUGCCACCGACAAGAUGCCAGUGUAAAACGGCCCCCACUGAGAGGAAGAACUGCGGACAUCCAGGAAUCACAGCAGAAGAGUGCAGGAGAGCUGGAUGCUGUUUCAGUGCUUCAGUCCCUGGCGUUCCCUGGUGCUUCGCUCCAAAAGAAAGGAGAGUCAAGAAAGUAUGUCCUUCUGAGGUUCAUGCCAGAGUAAACUGCGGCUUCCCCGGCAUCACAGCUCAACAGUGUGAAAAGCUGGGCUGCUGCUUUGUGCCACACCCCGCUGGUGUCCCCUGGUGCUUCUACCGCCGCACAGUGCAGGAAGCUUGUUAA
Struthio camelus australis is the source of this 387-nucleotide messenger RNA. RefSeq names its product trefoil factor 2. NCBI's taxonomy places the organism in Eukaryota, Metazoa, Chordata, Aves, Struthioniformes, Struthionidae. The record is from RefSeq and is a predicted model, not a curated record. Gene Ontology annotation, biological process: maintenance of gastrointestinal epithelium.